Messenger RNA from Culex quinquefasciatus (southern house mosquito), 9762 nucleotides. It is a transcript of the gene Ppn, whose product is annotated as papilin. Gene Ontology annotation, biological process: extracellular matrix organization. Gene Ontology annotation, cellular component: extracellular region; extracellular matrix. Gene Ontology annotation, molecular function: serine-type endopeptidase inhibitor activity; metalloendopeptidase activity. NCBI's taxonomy places the organism in Eukaryota, Metazoa, Arthropoda, Insecta, Diptera, Culicidae. The coding region runs from base 1006 to 8958 and encodes 2650 amino acids. The transcript has 18 exons. The record is from RefSeq and is a predicted model, not a curated record.
GCCGGGCUGAACCCUGGCCUGGAGCACAUGUGCGUGUGAGUCCCGGGUAUUAAUAACAUAAUAUACACACAUUCAUUAUUUAGCUGGACCAUUUAGUUAAUGGUCAGUCAGUCGUUGGUCGUCUGCCGAAAGGAUCGCAACCCCCUUGGGAUCUGCCUCUGGGAAACCUUUUUUCCGGAAACUUCUGGAGCGGGUAUUCGCACGCGCAAGUGUUGGAAAAUAUUUGGGGAAAUUUUGGUGUGAAGAAAAGUUGGUGAAAGAUUUUCGGUAAAAUCAACCAAGUGCCAUCCAAGGAUUAAGGAUCUUCAAGUGCCUGAAAAAAAAAACGAAACAAAUUGUAAAAAAAAAACACAAGAAGUUCUUUGAGAAGGAAAGAAUCUUAUUGUAACGACAAAGGAUAACGACAAGAAUUCGAUUAAAGUGCCUAAACGAAGUUUCAUCAAAGUGAAUAAAAAUAUAAUCAAAGUAGUGAUCAACUCAAGAAGAGCAGGAAAAACAUAAUCGAUGUUGGGAUUCGUCGUAAAUUGAAAAUUACUAUCAUCUCGGGAGGCAACUGAUUUCCCGCCGCAGGAAGGAAGAAUUAUUGCCGACACACAGUGUGUGUUCGUGUGUGAUCGAGUGAAUCAAACGAAGAAUAAAAUAAGCAAACACAAGAAAAAACCGAUGAUUUGGGUGUAAUUUGCAAAGAAUAACGUGUAUUUGUGAGAUUUGGCGAGGAAGGAUAUUUUACUCCGCGUGGAUUAAUUCUAAUCCUGACUGGAACUUGCUUGCUGGAAGCGUUUUGCAGCGAAUUUGGCUCUGGAGAUCGAGAACGGUGGAUGAUUUAUCAGGCAGAUUAAUUAGAUAAUGCUGGCUGCCGAAACUGGACCCGCCGCUCCAAAUGAGCGUUUAUGAGCUAAACUUAGCAGCGUAGAGGUCCAAUCCCAAACCCCCAUCUCCUUCUUCGAAACCAGUUUUAUGGACGACUUUCGACGAUAGCAUCGCUUCUUUUUAACUAGCAGCAAUAUGAGAUAUUUACAAAUUAUAGUAUUUAUAGUAGCGCACCAAAUUAGUUUAUCCUAUUCAAGACGGUUUUACGUCCGCCACAAACGGCAAUAUGGCAGUAAUCUGUACCUCCCGGAGAGUUACAUAAUUCCAGGCGAUGGCACUGGCGGCGGUGGAGGAGGUGGCGGCGGCGGCGGUGAGGACGACGACCAGUGGGGACCCUGGAGUGCCCCGUCCGAGUGCUCGCGGACCUGCGGUGGCGGAGUGGCCCACCAGACGCGCGAGUGCUACAAUCUAGGUCCAGAUGGUCAGUCCCGGUGUCGAGGGGGAAGUCGAAAGUAUUUCUCCUGCAACAUUCAGGACUGUCCGGAAGGUGAGCGAGACUUCCGCAAGCAGCAAUGCUCGGAGUACAACGACGUGCCAUUCGAGGGCCACCGUUACCAGUGGGUACCGUACACAAAGGCCCCCAACCCGUGCGAGCUGAACUGCAUGCCCAUUGGGGAGCGAUUCUACUACCGCCACAAGGCCAAGGUCACGGAUGGAACGCGCUGCAACGACGAGUCGUUCGAUGUCUGCGUGGACGGAACGUGUCAGGCGGUCGGAUGCGACAUGAUGCUCGGAUCGAACGCAAAGGAGGACAAAUGUCGAACCUGCCAAGGUGAUGGCAGUGGUUGCAAGACCGUUACCGGACUGCUUGACAUGAACAACCUGCAGGUCGGGUACAACGAUCUGCUGUUGAUCCCAACCGGAGCCACCAACGUUGUCAUCAACGAGCGAGGCCCCUCAAACAACUACCUAGCGAUCCGAAACCUCACCGGAUUCUACCACCUGAACGGCAACUACCGAAUCGACUUCCCGAGAGCCAUCCACUUUGCCGGCUGUGACUGGCACUACGAACGACGACCGCAAGGAUUCGCCGCUCCAGACAGGCUAACAUGUCUGGGACCAACCACCGAGUCCGUCUACCUUGUACUGCUGUCACAAGACCGCAACGUUGGCGUCAACUACGAAUACAGCGUGGCGUCCAAAACUGCUCCCGUUGACGAACCGGACACGUACUCGUGGACGUACACCGCGUACGAGCCAUGCUCGGCAAGCUGCGGCGGAGGAACUCAGUCCCGCAACGUAACCUGCAACAGUCGAUCAACGCUGAAGCAGGUCGAGCCCGGCCUGUGCGACGCAGCUGCCAAACCUGCCGAGACACAACGGUGCGGUCAGGAAGCUUGCCCACCGCGAUGGGUCGAAGGCGAAUGGGGCAACUGCUCGCUACCGUGCGGUGAAGAAGGCAAACAAACCCGGGACGUGCACUGCGAACGAGUGGGCGCCGAUGGUGCGGCGGAGACCGUUGAAGACGAUGUUUGCCUGGAGCAGGUCGGCAACAAGCCAGCUACGGAGCGUGAGUGCAACCGAGGCACCAUCUGUCCCGAGUGGUUCAUCAGCAAGUGGUCUCCGUGCAACAAACUGUGCGGCGAAGGCGAACAGACGCGUAAGGUGACCUGUUUCCGCAAGGAGAACGGUCGCAUCACCGUACUGGACGACAGCGAGUGCGUCACCGAGAAGCCCGAAGUCAAGCAGACCUGUAUGCUGCGACCGUGCGAAGGAGUCGACUACAUCACCUCCUCGUGGAGUGGGUGCGAAGAGUGCGGAACGGCCAUCGAGACGCGGACGGUGUACUGUGCCUCCAAGUCGGGAACGGUGUACGACAACAAGUUCUGCGAGAACCGCGAGCUGCCCGAGUUGAAGCGCGAGUGCAAGUCGACACCGUGCGAGUACCAGUGGUUCACGUCGCAGUGGAGCAAGUGUGCGGCCGUCUGUGGCAAAGGCGUCCAGACACGGACCGUUGUGUGCGGAGUGUUUGACGGACAGUCGCUGAAGCGGGCCGAUGACGACUACAAGUGUGACGCGGCACUGAGGCCGGAAGCGGAGCGGGAAUGCGAAGGACCCGCGGAAUGUCCUGGGCAGUGGUUCACGGGACCGUGGACGGAAUGUUCGAAGGAAUGCGGUGGAGGUCUCCAAUCCAGAAAGGUGCUAUGCAUCGCCAACGGCACAGUGGUAGCUGAAACAAACUGCAAGGUGGAUACCAUCGAACUAAGUACGGAAUCCUGCAACAAACACGAUUGUACCGAGGAUGAGAUCAUUCCGGUGGAUGUCACAAGCAAACCGCUGGAGGAGGACGAUUACGACGAUGAAGAGUGGUGCGAAGAUGAAGACGAGGAAGCUACCGAGUCUCCGGAUGGAGUGCUGAUGGUAACAGACGAUUCAACUCUUGUCGAAGGCAUUGACAUGGAAUCAUCUCAAGGUACAACCGAGUCGUCGCUGGAAACAGAUGAAAUGAUGCUAAGCGAUGCAACUGGUUUCGAGACGGGAGCCACCGAUGUCGAUACGUCAACUGAUGUUUCUACUGUUGAAGGAUCUGGCAUGGAUAUCGACAUUCGAGUUGAUGAUUUGGAAGGAUCUGGCGACGAUGCAUCGACCAUUGCCGAUUCGUCUUCAUCGUCUGUGGAGGUAUUUUCGACUGAUGCUGAUUCCACUGGAUCUACUCCAGAUGCUUUGUCGUCUAUUAAAGAAACAGAAUCUUCAGCUUCGUCUAGCGACAGUACAGAUGCGUCCAGCGCUGAAGGGUCGUCUACCCAAUCAGCUACGGAAUCAUCCGCUUUAUCUUCGGAAUCUUCGAUAUCAGCUGAAGCUACAACAGAAGCCAGUAGUUCCGUUGAAUCCAGUUCCAGCCCGUUGGAUGCUAGCUCAGAUAGUUCUUCUACAGAUGCUACCUCCGAGAGCUCAUCUUCAGACGUAACAUCGGAGAGUUCAACGUCAGACGCCACUACAGAAAGCUCCACUUCCGAAUCUACCGAUGCCAGCUCAACGACGGAUGCUUCUUCGCUAUCUGAUACAUCUGAAAGCUCUUCAACCUCGGCCAGCUCGGAGGCAUCCACUGAUGGAAGCUCUACCGAUGCUUCCUCAGCAGAUGAGAUAACGGAAUCAUCGACAGAUGUUUCGGACUCGUCGUCAGACUCCAGUUCUCUCGACGUGUCCACCGAGUCUGCAAGUGAAAGCUCGACUGUUGACGCUGAAUCGAGUUCCGAUGCUUCGACUGAUGCUACAGACACUUCGGAUGUUACCGAAAGCUCUGAUGCUACUUCCGAGUCUUCUGGUACCGAUGCCACGGAAGAGACGCAGUCCACUGGACCAACGGAAUCGACGGUUGCCGAGGAAACCGUUUCUACGGUUGAGUCUUCGAGCACUGAAGCCGUUUCAACUGAGUCCUCCGUCAGCGAUGCUUCCGAAUCGUCAACGGAAAGUGUCACUGGAGCUAGUGACAUGUCAACCGAAUCAUCGACCGACGUGGAAAGCAGUACGUUCGAUAUUUGGCAGCGAGGAGGAGACGACGACGAAAGCUCCAGCACUCCAUACACUCUUACGUCGAUCAUUGCGAAGGAACAGAAACCAAGCAAGUGCAAACCAAGGCCGAAGGCACCUCCAAAGUGUGCUUCUUCCAAGUUCGGAUGCUGUCCGGACGGAAAGACCAAGGCGAGUGGACCGUUCGACGAGGGUUGCCCAGUGCCGGAGACGUGCAAGGAAACCAAACAUGGCUGCUGUCCAGAUGGAGUUUCUCCAGCGAAGGGCCCCAAGAACCGAGGAUGUCCCAAAUCGGACUGCGCGGAAUCGUUGUUCGGAUGCUGCCCGGAUAAGUUUACACCAUCGGAAGGCAACGACUUCGAGGGAUGCCCAGUGGAGACCACUACGAUUGGUGGAUGCGUUAUUAGCAAACACGGAUGCUGUCCGGAUGGGGUUACCGAAGCGAAGGGAGCCAACAAUAAGGGUUGUCCAGGAGUUGAGGAAUCGACAGAGGUUAAACCAGAGGAAACGGUCACUGAACCGGGCAAGAAAGCGGAAGAAGCGGGAUGCGACACAUCGGCACAUGGUUGCUGUCCAGAUGGUGUUACGGCAGCUAGCGGACCAAAUGGAGAAGGUUGUGCGGUGUGUUCAAGAGAACCGUUUGGAUGCUGUCCCGAUGGACAGACACCGGCGCAUGGACCUAACCGCGAGGGAUGUUGCCUGGAGACUCCGUACGGAUGCUGUCCGGAUAAUAUCAACCCUGCUCGUGGUCCGGAUUUGGAAGGUUGCGAGUGUGAGUAUUCACCGUACGGAUGCUGUCCGGAUAAUACGACCGCCGCUCGUGGUCACAACAACCAGGGCUGUGGGUGUCAGUAUUCGGAGCAUGGUUGUUGCCCAGACAAGGAGACUGACGCUCCAGGGCCCAACUUUGAGGGAUGUCCGUGCCAUGCGUUCCAGUUUGGAUGCUGUCCGGAUGGUGUCACACCGGCCAAGGGACCGCACAACCAUGGUUGCCAUUGCUCGUACAGUGAGUUCAAGUGUUGCUCGGAUGGACAGACGCCAGCGACGGGUCCGAAUUUUGAGGGUUGCACUUGUGCUUCCAGCAAGUAUGGAUGCUGCCCAGAUGGAGUCAACGAAGCGCAGGGAAGCAAAUUCGAAGGCUGCGAAGUGGUACCCGAGUCUCCCCAGAAGGCUUGCGUGCUCAAGAAGGACAUGGGCACGUGUCACAACUACACCGUCAAGUACUUCUUCGACGUCGAGUACGGAGGCUGUGGACGAUUCUGGUACGGUGGAUGCGGUGGAAACAAGAACCGAUUCGACUCGGCCGAUGAGUGCAAGGAUGUGUGCGAAGCACCGGAAGGAAAGGACAAGUGUCAACUGCCCAAGAUCACCGGACCAUGUACCGGGUACUACCCGAUGUGGUACUACGACACCGAUCGGAACACGUGCUCACAGUUCACGUACGGUGGCUGCCUGGGUAACGCGAACCGGUUCGAAACGCUCGACGAGUGCAAGAGCUCGUGCGUGGUGGAUGAUUCUAUUCCACCAUGUGAUCAACCGAAGGAGAGCGGACCCUGCAACGGAACCUUUGAACGGUGGUACUUUGACAAGGAGCGAGAUACGUGCGAACCGUUCCACUACGGAGGCUGCAAGGGCAACAAGAACAACUAUCCGACGGAGAGUUCCUGCAACUACCACUGCAAGAAACCCGGAGUACACAAGCCGAGCUGUACACUGCCGGUGGAUGAGGGCAGAUGUGACGCGAAGCUGGCCCGUUGGCACUUUGCCCGGGACGGUAACAAGUGCGUACCCUUCUACUACACCGGUUGCGCUGGCAACGAUAACGCGUUUGUCUCGCUGGACGAGUGCGAAGAGCAGUGUCCACCGAAGGUCGAAAAGGACGUCUGCUUCCAACCGGCGGAGAUUGGCGAGUGCCAGAACUACACGGCUCAUUGGUACUUUGACACGAAGGAGUCUCGCUGUCGGCAGUUCUACUACGGAGGAUGCGGCGGAAACGGUAACAACUUUGUCGAUGAAGAGGCCUGUAACCAGCGUUGCGUUCACGGAGGAGAGCCGAAACCCGAGCCACAGGUUCCGGAGCCACAGCCUCAACCAGAGCAGCCGGGUCGCUUCGACAUCCGGUACUGCUUCCUGGAGCCGGACGCUGGUGAUCGGGAGUGCAAGCAGUACGAACGCCGGUACCACUACGACCGAAACUCGGGCACCUGCAUGGACUUUACAUACACUGGAUGCGCAGGAAACGAGAACAACUUCCGCAGCUUCGAAGAGUGUGACCAUGCGUGCGGUCGGGCGGAGGAUGCCUGCAGCUUGCGUCCGGCCUACGGACGUUGCGCGGAGAAUGAAACUCGGUGGUACUACGACGGCCGUAGCCAGCGAUGCCACGAGUUCACCUUCAGCGGAUGCCACGGCAACGCCAACAACUUCAACACCGAGCAGGAGUGCUCCCAGCAGUGUCAAAGCGGAGAACCCGAACCGGCACCAGCUCCGGCUCCAGUGGCUCCUUCGGACGGUGGCGUUUGCGACGAGCCUUACGACUACGGAACGGGCGACUCGCCGGUCAUCGUGUACGUGUUCAACAAGGAACGCGCCUCGUGCGAACAGAACUACUACAGCGGAGAGGGCGGCAACGGGAACCGGUUUGGCUCGCAGGAGGAGUGCGAGCGCCUGUGCGGCGAGUAUCGAGGAGUUGAUGUUUGCGUCGACGCGAGGGAUGCCGGACCAUGUGACGAGACGAUUCCACGCUUCUUCUACGACUCGCGGACGGUUAGCUGUCAUCCGUUCAACUACAGCGGCUGCGAAGGCAACGGAAACCGAUUCGCGACCAUCGAAGAGUGCCAGACCACGUGCGUCAAGCAAGAUGUGUGCAUGCUUUCGCCGCAAGUCGGCAACUGUGUCGACGGAGAGCGGCCGCACUACCGGAAGCGCUGGUACUACGACCCCGAGCGGGAGACUUGUUUUGCGUUUUUGUACAGCGGCUGCACGGCCGGUUCCAACCGGAACAACUUUGUCUCGUACGACGAGUGUCGCGAUUUCUGUGAAGACAUCGAGUGUAAGUCGGCUCUCGACAACGAGGUGGAUCCCUGCGAACGCUACAAUGACGAGUGCCGCCGGCUGCACUGCCCGUACGGGAUGGCCCGAUCGUACAACGCCGACAACUGCGAGCAGUGUUCGUGCGAGGAGCCAUGCGCUCAGCAGCGCUGUCCGUCGGGCACGGAGUGUGCCGUCGAUCUGCAGAGUGAUCCCACCGACGGAGGUACCGUGUUUGUGGCCAUCUGCCGACCAACCUCGAAGCCGGGUGAGUGCCCACGGCUGGUCAACGCUACCGUGUGUCAGGACGCUUGCCGUACCGAUGCCGACUGUCGCAACGAUAACAAGUGCUGCCAGGCUGGCUGUGCUACGGUUUGCGUUCCUCCAGCGGAGCCGCUGACGGAGCGUCCGCCAUACGGAGUGGGUGAACCGGCGCCACCGGUGCUGGAACCAGUGCCCGAAGAGGAACUGGACAUCAAGUCCGAGGAGGGUGGUAUCGCCACGCUGCGGUGCUACGCCACAGGAUUCCCACCGCCAUCGAUCCGGUGGAAGAAGGGUGAAGUUGUGCUCAACACCAACCAGGGUCGCUUCGUGCUGACCUCCAGCGGAGAUCUCCAAAUCGUGCAGCUACAUCGAACUGACAGCGGAACGUACGUGUGCAUCGCCGACAACGGAGUCGGUGAGCCGGUGCUACGCGAAGUGAAACUUCAGGUCAACGACCCCGUUCCGCGGGAUGCUUACAUUGUGGGUGAGAUCAACGCCACCCAGGUGGUGGAACUGAAUCAACCAACGCAGAUCCGGUGCCCAGCCGGAGGAUAUCCCAAACCGAUCGUAACCUGGUGGAGGGAAACGUUUAUGAUGCCGAUCAAACUAAUCAACCGCGACUACUCGCUUACGUUUACGCGCGUCCGGCUCAGUGAUCUGGGACCGUACGUCUGCCAGGCGUACUCCGGCGCUGGCAAGGGUAUCUCCCGGACGGUGACGCUCAAGGCGUACGGACCGGUGCAGCUGGACGACCAAGUGGACGAAAAGUACCUCCGUUACAUCGUCCACGGUCGCCCGGCUCCACCGCCCACGUACCGACCAAGACCACCGCCGGGCGGUUACCCACGGCCGACGCCCCCGGUGUACCAUACUCCGCCUCCACCACCACCGGUACACAGGCCCGACCCAGUGCCUGUUUCCGUUGAGCUGGAACUUCCGUACGGAGCCCAGUUCGCACCGAACAGCAACAUUACGCUGCGCUGCCACGCCGACGGGUACCCGAGACCCACGGUCAACUGGUACAAGGACGGCCGCAUCGUGGAACCGUCCAACCGGAUCUACAUCGAGGAUGACAACACGCUGCACGUGUUUGGAGCGCUGCCAACGGAUGCCGGCGCGUACCGGUGCCUCGCCCGAAACGAACACUCGGACGCGUUCCAGGAGAACACGGUCCGCGUCGAAGGUGUCUACAUCCCGCCCGGCUGCACGGACAAUCCGUUCCUGGCCAAGUGCGCGCUGAUUGUGCAGGCCCGGUUCUGCAACCACAAGUACUACGCGCGGUUCUGCUGCAAGUCGUGCACGCUGGCCGGCCAGUUGCGUCAUUGAUGAACGACCUCCUCCUCCCCACAUUGCAGAUGAAUGGACAAAAUGGUGAACGAAUGUGAGACGGUGUGAGCGUGAGAGUGUGUGUGUGUGUGUUCAGAUUGCAAGUGUGUGAAAUGUCGUCACCUUCUAGAGUAACCUUACAAGAGAAAAUGGCAAAAUUACAAAAUUUCUAGAUAACAGAAAAAAAUCAAAAAAGAUAUUGGACUCAACUUUCCAAAGUUUAUCGCUUUUAGUCAAAUUUCCAAAACCAGAUCGUUUAAGUCUUAGAAAAAAACGUUGUUUGCCGUUCAUGAUGAAGCAAGCUAUUCGCGAUUAGGUCCCGAAAAAGAAAAAAAAAACUAAAACAAACUCAUCGUUUUAAUUGUAUUAACGCUGAAAACCAAAUCCCCAUCAUCUAUCGCGUCACCAACGUUCUUGCGAUUUAGGCUCUACUAGAAUAGUAUAGAACAGCAGCACAAACAGUCAAACUUGAAGCUUUCCAAAAGGUUGCAUUUAGUAUUUUGUGAAAUUGAAUGAAACAAAACCAACUUUCCAUGUCAAACCCGUUAAAUUAAGUGUAGAACGUCGAGGUUUCUUUUCACUUUGUAACUAAAGCACUAAACAGUUAACAAUUUGUUGGACGGGAGAAUUCCCUUUCUCGAAUUUUGAAUGUGUAAAUAUUUGAAACACCUGAGCAAAAAAACCGAAUGGCUCGGCGUUUGCUCCCUGUGGUUAACCUUACUUUAUACACGACUAGCACACGCUGUUCACUGCUAAAUUAACGACAAACUAAUGAAACAAUAAAAUGUAGGUACUAUACAUGAA